Messenger RNA from Carassius gibelio (silver crucian carp), 5293 nucleotides. Its product is annotated as filamin-A-interacting protein 1-like. The transcript is spliced from 7 exons. Bases 437 to 3925 code for a protein of 1162 amino acids. NCBI's taxonomy places the organism in Eukaryota, Metazoa, Chordata, Actinopteri, Cypriniformes, Cyprinidae. The record is from RefSeq and is a predicted model, not a curated record.
AACAUACGAGUGAGGGGUCUCUCCAGAUGCUUUAACUGUCUCUGUGUACCGUCUUUCCCUCAUCCAGGACGUUGAAUAGGCAAAAGAAGUGAGCAGGAUUCAUAUCAACCAGAUCUGGCCAUCUCUGCCUCUCUUCCUAUUGGUCAUUCUUUCUCUCUCUCUCUCUCUUCUCAGUCAUUCUGCUCGCUCAGACUUGGAUUGAGGACAAUACAGUUCUCACAGACUGCUAGUACUCGGACCGUCUCAGUAGGAACAGAAGACAACGUAAAGACCGGACCACAAGAAGGAGUGUCUUUGUGAUGCUUUAUUCCAGGAACAGAUGGACAUUAAAGUGGACGUUUCUUUUUAUACGUUUUUGAAGUCUUUGCCGACUUUGACACAAAGUCCUCUGUGAACGGAGAGACCUGUGACUUGGGACCAUAUCAAAAAGGUGAAGAUGAGGUCCAGGAGCAGCGAUACGGAGGGGCCAGAGGACAGACCACUGAAGCCGCUCGUGAAAAUCCACAGCACUGAGAAAGAGAGAAGCAAACAAGAGCUGAUGAAGGAGAAAAGCAAAGCUCGGGAGGAAAAUGACAGCAGUGAGGAGAAGGCUGUUUCUGGGAUGCAAAAGCCACGUGAAAUGCAGAGGAGAGCCGCACUGAUGGACCUCUCCAAAGAAGAUCUCAUCCAUCUGCUGGGAGUCAUGGAGGGAGAAGUCCAGGCCCGUGAAGACAUUAUCCACAUGCUGCAGUCUGGGAGAACACGACCUGAAGUUCUGGAGGCUCAUUACGGAUCUGCGCUUCCAGUCAAACCUCUUCAAGCUCUGCAGAGAGACAGUCUGAUGACCAGCGGAGACUUGAUCAGAGACGACGUCUAUGAGAUCCCGAUGAUAGAGCUGGACCGUUUGGAGGAGAAGCAGCGUGAGACGUACAGACGGAUGUUAGAGCAGCUGCUCUUAGCUGAGAAAUGCCACCGACGCACCGUCACCGAACUGGACAGCGAAAAGCGCAAACACGUCGACUUCAUGAACAAAAGCGAUGAUUUCACCAACCUGCUGGAGCAGGAGAGAGAGAGACUCAAGAGACUGUUGGAGCAAGAGAAGGCAUAUCAGGCUCGCAAGGACAAGGAUCACAGCAAACGUCUUGAGAAAGUUCGGGAGGAGCUGGUAAAGUUGAAAUCAUUUGCCCUGAUGCUGGUGGAUGAAAGGCAGCUUCACAUUGAACAGAUUGACCAGGAAAGACAGAAGGUCCUGGAUCUCAGUAAGAAGCUACACGAACGAGAGCAGCAGUUGGAGCUCAUCAACAGCAAAGCUAAAGAAGACAGUCAGAGGAUCCAAAGGCUGGAGCUCGACCUAGAACAAAAGACCUCCAAAUCUUCACAGGAACAUGAGGAGAUGACCGCCAACCUGGCCAAGCAGGAGUCUGAAAGUCGACAGCUGCGUCUGAAGCUGGCCAGCAUGUCACGCAGGAUUGAGGAGCUGGAGGAGGCCAAUCGUACGCUGCAGAAGUCUGAAGAGGUCCUUCAGGAUCUGCGGGACAAAAUAAGCAGAGGGGAGUGCGGGAACUCGAGCCUCAUGGCUGAGCUGGAGAACCUUCGGAAGAGAGUUCUAGAAAUGGAGGGCAAGGAUGAGGAAAUCACGAAAACAGAAGCGCAGUGCAAGGAGCUAAAGAGGAGGCUCCAAGAUGAGGAGAAUCACAGCCGUGAGCUGAAACUAGAGGUUGAAAAACUGCAAAAGAGGAUGGUGGACCUGGAGAAACUGGAGGGAGCUUUCAAUGUGAGCAAAUCUGAAUGUGCCCAGCUUCACAACAAUCUGGAGAAAGAAAGAACCUUGACAAAGAGCUUGAUAUGUGAGCUGGAAACAGUUAAAAACCAUAUCAAAGAACUUGAGUGCUCAGAAUCAAGGCUGGAAAAGGCUGAGAUGGGUUUAAAGGAUGACUUGACCAAACUAAAGUCAUUCACGGUGAUCCUAAUGGACGAGAGGAAGAACAUGGCAGAACGAAUCAAACAGGAAGAGCAGAAAAGCGAGGAGACUAACGAACUGUUUAAAGCUGAGCAAUGCAAAGUCAUGGAGGUCACAGAAAAGCUGAUUGAGGAAAGUAAGAAGCUUCUUAAACUGAAGUCCGAAAUGGAGAUGAAAGUGUCUGGUCUUACCAAGGAGAAAGAUGACCUGAAAUCUAAACUUGCAAGUGAAGAAGAGAAAAUAAAGGAUUACAGUAUAAAGUUAUGCCAGAUGCAAACUAAAUUGGACAAGCAAGAGGAAGCUAAGUGGGAAUCUCCAAGAAACAGAGAUAAUGUAGAAGUUGGGUAUCCCAAUGAGGACAACAAGGUUAAAGAGCUCACAAUGGAAAUUGAGAGACUCAGGAACCGACUUAAACAGCUUGAGGUUGUGGAGGGUGAUUUGUUGAAGACAGAGGAUGAGUAUGACAUGCUUGAGAAGAAGUUCAGAACCGAGCAAGACAAAGCCAAUGCCCUUUCCCAGCUCCUGGAGGAAAUGAAGACACAGAUCACCAAGAACAAAGCCAUAGAAAAAGGAGAGUUGGUAAGCCAAGAAGCUGAGCUGAGACUACGCUGCAAGAUGGAGGAGUCCAAAACCAGAAAUCUCCAGGCUGAUGUCCAAGCUCUAAAGGAGAAGAUUCAUGAGCUCAUGAACAAGGAGGAUCAACUAUCUCAGCUUCAGGUGGACUACACGGUUCUCCAGCAGCGGUUCAUCGAAGAGGAGGAUAAAAAGAAAAACAUGAGUCAAGAAGUUAUCAAACUAACCAAAGAGUUAGAAGCUACGAAGCGUUACAGCCGUGCACUUAGACCCAGCAUGAAUGGAAGGAGGAUUGUGGACGUUCCUCUCACUUCCACUGCAGUACAGACCGAGGCAGACAUGAACGAACACAUCGAAGACGAGACUGCGGCUGUGUUCAUCCAGAAGUCUGUUCUAGAGGAAAAUCAGGUCAUGAGUAAACUGAGGCAGAAAGGUCUCAAGAAGCCGACCGUGUUGGACCGUUACCCGCCGGCGGCUGCAGAGUUGGGGACGAGGAAGUCUUGGAACCCUUGGAUGAAGAAGAAAGAAGCGGUUACUAUCUCUCAGGGAGUUCCAUCAACCAAGGAGGUCAAUGGAACAACAUCACGGACAUCACCAGAACUAACCAUGUCUCAGAAACCCGGUCAGCCCCUUCAUAUUAAAGUGACUCCAGACCAUCAGAGCAGCACUGCCAAGUUGGAGAUCACCGGUCCAUGUGCUGACGACUUCUUCUCCAGUACCACCAUCAUCCCAACUCUUGGCCUUCAGAAACCACGCAUCACAAUUGUUCCUACUUCUAUGCUGCCAAAGUCAAAAACCAAUGAAGGGCCAGCUGAACGGACAAAGUCUCCAGUCACUAUAACAGCCAUCUCCAGAGCUAAAUCUCCAGAGAAGGGUAAGGGCUCUUACUCGGAGCAUCCUGCUUCUCCUCUGUCCAUCAUAACCAUUAGCGCAACUCCAGUCUCCCAGACAUCCAUCUCCCCAGAACCCCAUGAGAUGACCAUGGGCAGGGCCGUGUUCAAGUUGACCCCUGAAAAGCAGACCGUCCCAACGCCCAUCCGGAAAUACAACUCCAAUAUUAUAACCACAGAGGACAACAAGAUCCACAUCCACCUGGGGUCACCAGGGUUCAAGAAACCUCAGGAUGACAGAAGUGGCUUGGUUACAGUUUGGCCUAAUGGAGUAAGUUCAGACAGCAGAGAGAUGCCAACGGGGACAGUUCUGCGCUCUCCCAGACAGACUUCAGCUAAUGUCGGAAACAUGAUCCAAGGCAAGAUGACCAGCAGCAUCACAAUAACUCCCAUCACCUCGGCCCCAUCCAGGUCUACUCAAUCUGUGCAUGGAACGGAUGGGCAGUCAUCUCGCUCCACAGCAACACGAAUCCCCAUGUCAAAAGAGAACGUUUUGCUCCAAGUGAAUCGAGAGCCACGCUGAGGCUGUUUCAAAUCUGGUCCUUAACACUGUAUGCCUGCCUGAGAGGUCUACAACCGCCCUGCAUACACAUACCAACAGAACGAGGGGCGAACCUGUCAAAGCCGGGUCAAGCAGAUGGAUCUGUAGUUAUGCACCAUAUAUGCAUACAGAUUAUAGCAGUGAUUCAAGACCAGGAGACAGUCAGACGGCAGAUUGAUGAACCCUGGAUGCCAGAGAGUAAAGAAAGAGAUGAAAAUUGUAGAACAUGAAAAGUUACAGCAUGUGAGAAGAAGAGAAAACUAGGAUGUUUUUUACACGUACUUUGAGAAAAUCAAAAUUCACCCCAAUUACUUUCAUUGUGUUCAGAUGAAUUUUAUUUAUCCCUAAAAAAAAAAAAAGAAUUUCCCAAAGAAUUUCGAUAAUUUUGAACUUUCUUAGGAUCCUCUAAAAACAUUUUUAGCACCUUGUUACACAAGUUCAGCAAAAAAAUUGCUUAUAAAUUUAUUUUGCUAUAUCAUAACCAAAUAUUUCUUAACUUGAUUCAGUCUUUAUUAACUUGUUUUCUUUCAAUUAGAACAGGUUUUGUGUUUGUUUUUGUAACUUACUGCUCAUAGGCUUCAUUAAUCUGGCCUCAUGCACCUGAGUAAAGUUUUUGUGUAAACACUGACAAAAUGAUCCACAUAGAAUUCCUUUUUCAAUUAAAAAUGAGCUCAAAUCAUGUGAGGCCUAUGAUCAAUCAAUCAGUUCCAAAAAGAAAUACAAAACCUGUUCUAACUGAAAGACCAAAGCUGACCGAAAGACUGAAUCUGAGAUUCUGUGAUAAUAUAAAAUAAUAAUAAUAAUUUUGUUUUGGACCAGGAACACCAAAUUAGAGAUUUUCAGCACAGCACAAGGGGUAAUAGCUUACACGUCCUAUUGCAAACGAUUUGUAAGUUUGCCGUUCGUAAUUUUUUUUUCUUGUUAAAUAUUCUGUCUCUCCUGGAAAUGUGUUGCAUUAUGCAUAAACUGGAUUGUGUAAGCAAGUUCAUGUUGUUUUUAAGUGCUGGUCUAACAUUAUACUGUUUGCUUUGGAAAUGACUGUUAAAGUGUCAUACUGCUGAGAACGGUUUAUUGAUCAUUAUUUAUCAGUCUGCUAUAAUUUAAUGGUGGCUCUGAUGUGUUAAAAGAAUGAGAGAUGGUCAGUUGGGGAAAAGGUGCAUGAUAUACUGUAUGUUUAGUUAAGAAUAAAAGUACUCAUCACCACACAGAACUGUAAUCACAGAGUCCUUAUAAUAAACAACUGUAUUUCAUUUCAUUUAUAUCCUAUGACCUCUGUGAAUGCAGUAUAUGAGCUCACUGAACUGAAGUGUGUGUCUCUCAAGAAAUUCACCCAAUAAACACGUUUAUGAA